UCACCUGUGCCCUGAGAUCAUCCUUGGCGUGUUGCCUUCCAUCAACUUCCAGUCCUCCAGCAGCCCUAGACCGUAAGGAUGAAGACGGGUCUACUCACCUUUACACUCAUCGCGUGUAGCGUCUUAGGGGCACGUGCAAUCUUUUUUGGGGAAGACACGGGGAAUGUAGGAACACAGAAAGCCCAACAACAAGUCCCGCUCGUCUCGCAAUCCUUUGCUGUCAAGGUGAUCAACGAGCUCAAUGACAGGAUUAACGGAUCCGUCGUCGCCAGUUAUGUCUACCUCUCCAUGGCCUUCUGGUUUGACCGAGCUGACAUGGCACUGCCGGGCUUCCAUAAGUAUUUUCUGACCGCUUCCCACAAAGCACGUGACGAUGCUGAAGCGCUCAUGAAGUACAUCAACAAGAGAGGCGGCUACAUCAAGCUGAAGAACAUAAAGAGUCCACAAGCAGUGUGGCGUGACGGGCUGAAGGCGAUGGAAUACGCCCUGGGUAUGGAAAAGGAUCUAAACAAGAACCUGCUGAAGACACACGGAGCAGCGAACGGCGAUCCUCAUGUUACCUGCUUCCUCGAGGACAGGUUCUUAGACCAGAAGGUGGAUCUGAUCAAAGAGUUGGGGGAAUAUGUGACGAGGCUGAAGAGAUUCACGAAAGACUACCAUCUCGGCGAGUACAUUCUGGACAAGGACCUGCACGACUAGGCCACGUUGUCGCCCUUGUCGCAUCUAUAGGGCGAGCUUUAAUAUCUGUGAGAAACUGAUGGUGACAUGUUUAACACAUUCCGGACAAAAUAAAUGAUGACAUAGAUGUAUAUAAA
Haliotis rubra (blacklip abalone) is the source of this 815-nucleotide messenger RNA. Its product is annotated as ferritin heavy chain-like. Lineage: Eukaryota; Metazoa; Mollusca; Gastropoda; Lepetellida; Haliotidae. The record is from RefSeq and is a predicted model, not a curated record. Bases 79 to 699 code for a protein of 206 amino acids. Gene Ontology annotation, molecular function: ferrous iron binding; ferric iron binding. Gene Ontology annotation, cellular component: cytoplasm. The transcript is spliced from 5 exons. Gene Ontology annotation, biological process: intracellular iron ion homeostasis; iron ion transport.